Molecule: messenger RNA, 1230 nt
Organism: Pocillopora meandrina
Lineage: Eukaryota; Metazoa; Cnidaria; Anthozoa; Scleractinia; Pocilloporidae
Source: the annotation of a GenBank genome assembly
CUUGUUGCUGAGAGAGAAGUCGCUCGUAUGAGGUUUAUGUCUUAAACUACAUAACUAAAACAUUCCUUCCAGAAAAUCGCUUCCAGAAUGAAUCAGAUGGAACAUAACUACAAGAUCAAAGACUACAAGCGUUAUGAAGCUCCAGGGCCGUUCAUUCGAACCGGCUAUCGCCUGAACUAUCCGCAAAACUACCCAAACUCACAAGAAACGCGGAGAAUGGAAGAACGAUUCCAAACAAUACAAUGGCCUCGAAACAAGACGCUCGUCGGUUUGACCGACCAAGGAGAUAGAAUGAAGUUCACAAGAGAUCAACAGAUAAGCGUAUUGACAAAUCAAAGCGAAAUGAUUGCUGAUGUGCAACAUCAAAGACAGGUUCUUCUCGAUACAGUCAAACGAAACAUUCAUGUUGCUAGGGACGAAUUUGCUCGGGAUGUUUACGUUGGCAGACCCGGUGUUCGCGAUAUGUUACGAGGCACUCAGCCGCUCUACAAGGUGAUCAACAAUGGGACACUCUAUGGUUAAGGAUUUAUUUGUGAAUUUUAUGCUUUAUUCUUGAUUUUUGCCUUUUUAUGGCAUUUUUUCUUUAUAUUUAAGUAUCGCAUCGAACAAUGCGAAUUAUGCUUUAUUCUUAAUUUUUGACAUCUUAUGGCAUUUUUUCUUUUAUAUUUAAGUAUCGCAUCGAACAAUGCGAAUUUUUAAGAAUUUUUACAGUUUGUCUAUUAUUUGUUUCGGUGAGGAUACAUGGGGUAAACUCGUUCUGUUGUUUUAAACGCCUUUUUGAUAUACGAUGAAAAUGUAGAAAGCUAGUUUAGAUAUCAACUUUUAAGCUUGAAUUAAAAUUCUGAAUAUUUGAACUCGUUAUAUCCAUGAGAUAUUAUUGACUGAAAAUAUUGGGUGGAUAAUGAUACUUUAUUACAAUUUUGGUGGCAUUUUGUAUUUUUUCUUCCACGAAAUCAGCCGUUAGAUUUUUAUGUGUUAAAGAUAUAGUUUUAUUUUGCCUCAGUUUCCAUUUCAGUGAGAAGGUUUUUCCCACUUACCAAGGAAUUAUUUUGUAUCUUUAAUCUACCACAUACAUGCAACUGUGGUUGGUGUGGUGAACAUUAAAGCAAGAUUUUUCACCUUAUAAUUAUCAUCGAUAUGGUGUUGCCCAUAAUGUACUUAAGUUGCAAACCAGUAGUGGCCAAAUCAUCCCUCCAAGGGAUGACUCACCUGAAGCAAGCAUCCCAUUUA